GAACGAGUGGGAACGUAGCUGGUCGCAGAGGGCACCAGCAGCUGCAGGACUUCACCGAGGGACCCUGAGGCUCGUGAGCAGGGACCCGCGGUGCGGGUUAUGCUGGGAGCUCGGAUCACUGUGGACAACUGGACACUCAGGACCACGCCAUGGAGGAGCUGCAGGAUGAUCAUGAAGACGUGUUGGAGGAGAAUCUGGAGCUGGAGGAAUAUGAAGACCCAGGCGUCCUCAAGCCCCAGGUGGAGGAACCAGCAGCUCAUGACACCGAGGCGACAGCCACAGACUACCACACCACAUCGCACCCGGGUACCCACGAGGUCUAUGUGGAGCUACAGGAGCUGGUGAUGGAUGAAAAGAACCAGGAACUGAGAUGGAUGGAGGCAGCGCGCUGGGUGCGACUGGAGGAGAACCUGGGGGAGAACGGGGCCUGGGGCCGCCCGCACCUCUCUCACCUCACCUUCUGGAGCCUUCUACAGUUGCACGAAGUCUUCACCAAGGGUACCGUCCUCCUGGACCUGCAAGAGACCUCCCUGGCUGGAGUGGCCAAUCAACUGCUAGACAGGUUUAUCUUUGAGGACCAGAUCCGGCCUCAGGACCGAGAGGAGCUGCUCCGGGUCCUGCUGCUCAAACACAGCCAUGCCGGAGAGCUGGAGGCCCUGGGGGGUGUGAAGCCUGCGGUCCUGACGCGCUCUGGGGAGCCUCUGCUCUCUCAACACUCCUCACUGGAGACACAGCUCUUCUGUGAGCAGGGAGAUGGGGGCACAGAAGGACACUCACCAUCUGGAAUUCUGGAAAAGAUUCCCCCGGAUGCAGAGGCCACGCUGGUGCUAGUGGGCCGAGCCGCCUUCCUGGAGCAGCCAGUGCUGGGCUUCGUGAGGCUGCAGGAGGCAGCGGAGCUGGAGGCAGUGGAGCAGCCCGUGCCUGUGCGCUUCCUCUUUGUAUUGCUGGGACGUGAUGACCUCCGCAUGGAUUGCACGCAGCUCGGCCGGGCCGCUGCCACCCUCAUGUCAGAGAGGGUGUUCCGUAUAGAUGCCUACAUGGCUCAGAGCCGAGAGGAGCUGCUGCGCUCCCUGAAGGGCUUCCUGGACUGCAGCCUAGUGCUGCCUCCCACUGAUGCCCCCUCCGAGCAGGCACUGCUCAGUCUGGUACCUGUGCAGAGGGAGCUGCUUCGAAGACGCUACCAGCCCAGCCCUGCCAAGCCAGACUCCAGCUUCUACAAGGGCCUAGACUUAAAUGGGGGCCUAGGGGGCCCCGGGGGCCCAGACGAUCCUCUGCAGCAGACAGGCCAGCUUUUCGGGGGCCUGGUGCGUGACAUCCGGCGCCGCUACCCCUAUUACCUGAGUGACAUCACAGAUGCGUUCAGCCCCCAGGUCCUGGCUGCCGUCAUCUUCAUCUACUUUGCUGCCCUGUCACCCGCCAUCACAUUCGGUGGCCUCCUGGGAGAAAAGACCGGGAACCAGAUGGGAGUGUCGGAGCUGCUGAUCUCCACGGCAGUGCAGGGCAUUCUCUUCGCUCUCCUGGGGGCUCAGCCCCUGCUUGUGGUUGGCUUCUCAGGACCCCUGCUGGUGUUUGAAGAAGCCUUCUUCUCGUUCUGUGAGAGCAACGGUCUAGAGUACAUCGUGGGCCGUGUGUGGAUCGGCUUCUGGCUCAUCCUGCUGGUGGUGCUGGUGGUGGCCUUCGAGGGUAGCUUCCUGGUCCGCUUCAUCUCCCGCUAUACCCAGGAGAUCUUCUCCUUCCUCAUCUCCCUCAUCUUCAUCUAUGAGACCUUCUCCAAGCUGAUCAAGAUCUUCCAGGACCACCCACUACAGAAGACUUAUGACCACAAUGUGUUGAUGGUGCCCAAACCUCAGGGCCCCCUGCCCAACACAGCCCUCCUCUCCCUUGUGCUCAUGGCUGGUACUUUCUUCUUUGCCGUGAUGCUGCGCAAGUUCAAGAACAGCUCCUACUUCCCUGGCAAGCUUCGUCGGGUCAUCGGGGACUUUGGGGUCCCCAUCUCCAUCCUGAUCAUGGUCCUGGUGGAUUUCUUCAUUGAGGAAACCUACACCCAGGUGACCCCUCCUCCCACCCCUCAGACCAUGAUACCCCCCAGGCUGAUUAUCAGCAAACCCGAGCGCAAGAUGGUCAAGGGCUCCGGCUUCCACCUGGACCUGCUGCUGGUAGUGGGCAUGGGCGGGGUGGCUGCCCUCUUUGGGAUGCCCUGGCUCAGUGCCACCACUGUGCGUUCUGUCACCCAUGCCAACGCCCUCACUGUCAUGGGCAAAGCCAGCACCCCAGGGGCUGCAGCCCAGAUCCAGGAGGUCAAAGAGCAGCGGAUCAGUGGACUCCUGGUCUCUGUGCUUGUGGGCCUGUCCAUCCUCAUGGAGCCCAUCCUGUCCCGCAUCCCCCUGGCUGUACUGUUUGGCAUCUUCCUCUACAUGGGGGUCACAUCGCUCAUUGGCAUCCAGCUUUUUGACCGCAUCUUGCUUCUGCUCAAGCCAUCCAAGUACCACCCAGAUGUGCCCUACGUCAAGCGGGUGAAGACCUGGCGCAUGCACUUGUUCACGGGCAUCCAGAUCAUCUGCCUGGCAGUGCUGUGGGUGGUGAAGUCCACGCCGGCCUCCCUGGCCCUGCCCUUCGUCCUCAUCCUCACUGUGCCGCUGCGGCGCGUCCUGCUGCCGCUCAUCUUCAGGAACCUGGAGCUUCAGUGUCUGGAUGCUGAUGAUGCCAAGGCAACCUUUGAUGAGGAGGAAGGUCGGGAUGUAUACAACGAAGUGGCGAUGCCUGUCUGAGGGGCGGGUCCAGGCCCUAGACCCUCCCCCACCAUUCCACGUCCCCACUUUCCCAGGAAAAGCAGAAGUUCAUGGGCACCUCAUGGACUCCAGGCUCCUCCUGGAGCAGCAGCUGAGGUCCCAGGGCUGUGGGCGGGGAAGGAAGGGGUGUCCAAGAGACCUUCCACAAAGGGUAGCCUGGCUUUUCUGGCUGGAGACGGCCGACAGGGCCCACAUUAGGAGGUUUGCUCCACAGUCCCUUCUGUUGCCACACUUUCACUGGGGACCCUGUGCUGGAAGACUUAUCUCUCAGCGCUCCCUCUUCCCAGCUCAGGCAGGGGUAGAAGCAAAGGCAGGAGGUGGGUAGGCGGGUGGGGUGCUUGCUGUGUGACCUUGGGCAAGUCCCUUGACCUUUCUGGCCUAUACUUCCUUUUCUGUAAAAUGGGUAUAUAGAUGAUAAUACCCACAUUACAGGAUGGUUACUGAGGACCAAAGAUACAUGUAAAAUAGGGCUUUGUAAACUCCACAAGGACUGUUCUACAGCAGUCAUCAUUUGUCUUUGAACAUACCCAAGGUCCCAUAGCUGGGAUUUUAACUGGGUCGUGCAGCUGGAAUUUGAACCAGGCCUUCUGACUUUGAGGUCUGAGCUCUGUCCUCUGUCAGUCAUGUGUCCACCUUCCGUUCCCCUGUGACUCCUCCCUUCCCCACUCUGCUCCCAGCCCCUACCUUGAGACCCUCUUCUCUGGGCCCACAGAGAGGCAUCCUGGCAAG
This is a messenger RNA of Mandrillus leucophaeus (drill), 3518 nucleotides long. RefSeq names its product solute carrier family 4 (anion exchanger), member 1 (Diego blood group) (gene SLC4A1). Gene Ontology annotation, cellular component: basolateral plasma membrane; plasma membrane. The transcript is spliced from 19 exons. Gene Ontology annotation, molecular function: solute:inorganic anion antiporter activity; bicarbonate transmembrane transporter activity; monoatomic anion transmembrane transporter activity. Gene Ontology annotation, biological process: monoatomic anion transport; regulation of intracellular pH; transmembrane transport. Bases 150 to 2768 code for a protein of 872 amino acids. Lineage: Eukaryota; Metazoa; Chordata; Mammalia; Primates; Cercopithecidae. The record is from RefSeq and is a predicted model, not a curated record.